Molecule: messenger RNA, 1242 nt
Organism: Agelaius phoeniceus (red-winged blackbird)
Lineage: Eukaryota; Metazoa; Chordata; Aves; Passeriformes; Icteridae
Source: RefSeq, a predicted model, not a curated record
AUGGGAAAUGCAUCCAACACCUCAGUGUUCACGUCCACCUUAUCGGAGAGAGAAGACCUGAUUUUUGGCACUCUCUAUUUGGUCUUUGGCAUCAUGUCCCUGGCUGGGAACUCCCUGCUGCUGCUGGUGGCCCAUCAGAAGAGGUCCCUGCUGAAACCUGCUGAGCUCUUCAUCGUCAACCUGGCCAUCAGUGACCUGAGCACGACGGUGACGCUCUUCCCCUUGGCCACCUCCUCCUUCUUUGCACACAGGUGGCUCUUUGACCAGGCUGUGUGCACGCUCUAUGCCUUCUGCAGGGUCCUGUUCGGGCUGAGCAGCCUGGCCAGCCUGACGGUGCUCAGCACGGUCUGCUGCCUCAAGGUCUGCUACCCGGCAUAUGGGAGCAGGUUCUCGCACGGCCACGCUGCAGGGCUGCUGCUGGCCGUGUGGGCCUACGCCCUGGCCUUCGCCGCCGCGCCCCUGGCCCGCUGGGGCAGCUACGGCCCCGAGCCCUACGGGACAGCCUGCUGCAUCACCUGGGAGCCCUCCAGCACGGAGGCCACGCUCUACAUCCUCGCCCUCCUCAUCUGCUGCUACCUGCUGCCCUGCCUGCUCAUCCUGGCCUCCUACGCGCUGAUCCUGUGGACGGUGUGGGCGUCGCACAGAGCCCUGAGGCGGCACAGGCACACGUCCCCCCGGCACGGGAACCGCGGCCUGCGCGGCCUGCACGGGCUGCUCCUCCGGCUGAGCAUCGCUGUGUGCCUGGGGUUCCUGGCUGCCUGGACUCCCUAUGCCGUGCUGGCACUGUGGGCCCUGCUCGGGGACACCAGCCAGGUGCCAGUGCUGGCCUUCGUGCUCUCGGCCGUCUCUGCCAAGUCCUCGACGCUCUACAACCCGCUGGUGUGCCUGCUGCUCAAGCCCAGCUUCCACGGGUUCCUCUCCAGGGACAGGGUUCCUCUCCUGCAGGCCCUGCGCACCCUCCUGUGCUGCGGCUGCCGGGGCACCAGGCUCCAGCGCGGCCCGGCCCGGGGCUGCAGGAGCUGCAGGGAUGGUCCUGAGUGCUUCAGUACCUGCCCCAGGUGCUGCAGUGCCCCCCGGCUGCCCGGCAGCUCUGCCCAGCGCGGGGCCCUGGCCGUGCUGGCCGGCGGAGCCGCGGGGCAGGUGCAGGUGAUGGUGCUGCUCACUCGGACGUGCUCGGGCCUGGGCACUGCCAGCGUGGCGGGGGAGGCCCUGCCCUCGGCCAUCGCCAAGGAGCUGCUCUGA